CCAAAUGAUUUCUUUAAAGGCAAAAAAAAUAAAAAUAGAAGUACCAAUGAAUCUAAUGCAAAAUCAGGAAGUGCAAUAGUACUAGAAAUAGUUGUAAACUAUAUUUUCGAAGCACUUUUAACUAAUUGCAGUUCAGAUAAUUAUUUGUUUAAACAAAAAUUUUUUGUUGCACUGGAUCUAUUAUUUGAAAUUAUUAAUAUAGAUUCAGAAGAACAAAAUAACAAAGAAAUUACUCAACAUUUAAUUAAUUGA
Cetraspora pellucida is the source of this 252-nucleotide messenger RNA. The record is from the annotation of a GenBank genome assembly. Lineage: Eukaryota; Fungi; Glomeromycota; Glomeromycetes; Diversisporales; Gigasporaceae.